UCAAACGGUGUCCGGCCGAAACGAAAGAUCUCUGGCUAUAUACGCCCAGCAAAAACGAAAUUUUAAUUAGAAUAGAACGUUUCAUUUUAAUUUAAAUUGAUUGCAACUAAUUUAACAUAACGAACCACCCACACGCCUAAAUAACUUAAUUUUCGACACAAUCCUCAACUUAAACUAAGUGUAACAACCAAGAGCUUCCUGUAAAAGCCAAUUUCUGUGCAGAAGAAAACGAAAGGAAACAUAAGAAAUUUAAUUGUAAAUGAACUGCUCCACAUACCAACGAAAUUCGACUUAUUCUGUGCGGCGCGGAAAAAAAUUAACGUAUUGACGUCAUUGCGAAAUUCGAGAAAUUACACUGGAAGAAAGAAUGCUAAACAAACAAUUGCCGCAGUAGCAGAAGUAAAUAAACUGUACGAGUAUAGACCUAUUACAAAACAUAGUCUUCGGCCUCGUUGUGUGAGAGGAGUGUGGAGUGAGUGAAGCUGGUAAACAAUAAUUUUGGUUCAUGUUAAUUACGCCGAGGCAAAUGCCAAACUUUGGUCUACGUUUGCGCAAGGAUUUGAAUGUUAAUGAUAAACCCUGAAUGAGAUUCAGGCGAAUCUAUCAAUGACCAGGUGAAGUAAAUAUAGCAAAGACUUUCGGCAGGGUCGGACCACACACCGCAUAUGCAGCACUUAUAGAAAAAAAAAUAAUAAUUUAAAACAAAACAAAACAAAAAAAACAAACGACGGCUACAUUUUUGUAUACGAAAGAUACAUCAAAAAUGGCUGAAAAUCAAACAAAAACGACCUCUAGCAAAGGAUUCAAUGAGAAGAGAUUGAACGCACCACAGAUCCUCAAGCCCCACAAUGCUGGGGCUGCAGGUGGCGUGCGUAGCAGAACAGACCCCCAAGGCAGGGCCCAAGCGAGCUUCCAGGAAGACUGGCAGACGCUGGUCGUCGGCAAAAAUAAAUUGAAACGCAAAAAGAAGCUGAGCACAUCCCUGACGUCCGUUGGGGAUACAGUCAAUCAGGAGAAACGCACCCGCAUCGAGGGUAUCCAUUUGCAGUGUCGCGGCAAAUUGCGCGCCAGGGAUACAAACACUUUUGAGGAUGCCUCAAAAGUACAAAAUGCAGCUACCAAGAGCUGCGCCAAGGUGGAGCGUCCACCGGUGAUCAUUGGGGGCGUAACCACAACCAAUGUGCAGACGGCACCGCCGCAGCGUAUAAAGCGCAAGCUGCAGGAGAAUCUGGAUACCAUACAGAAGCUGAAUGCACUCACCGAGCAGCUACGCUUGGAGGUGAACGAGCUAAAGUCCAGCCUGAUCACCGAACGCGGUGCGGUGCGUGCCCUAAGGGCCCAAAACGAUGCCGAUAGCCGCAAAUGGAAGAACGAUGUUAAGAAACUUCAGCAUACGCUGGACGUAACAAAAAAGUGUACUGGUUCAAAGAAACCCAACGAAUUGGCCACCAUCGAGGCCACCAAUGCCAGCAGCACCGGCACCAGCACUAGCACACACGUGACGACGGCCGAUGGCCUCAUCAACUAUGAAAUUCAAAGACUGACAAACGAAAUUGCCGUGCUAAAAGAAGCAAACAAAAUGAAGGAGGAAAAGUCCCAGAUUAUUGGGCAGGCUGAUAGACUCAAGGCUGCCGAUAUGCGGCAAUUGAAGAAUGCAUAUGAAAACCGAUUGACUCAGAUACAAAAAUCAGCCAAAAUUGAAAUAACACGUUUGCUAGAGGAAAUCAAAACCAAAGAACGUAAUAUAGGACAACUGAAAAAGGAUUUGUUGACAUUGCAGGGCCCACAGGGCCCUAUAAAAAAAAGGACCUCAAAUGAAGCCAAAAUGUCAACGACGAUGAAACACAAAACGAACGAAACGAGCCAAAAGCCAAAGAAACCAACAACGAUCACAACUACAGCAACAACAUUAACAACUUCAACAAUAUCUAAAGCAACAAAAGCUAAAAACGAACCAGAUACAGAUACAAAUCCCAUACACCAGGCUCAAGUUACACCUGAGAUAACACAACUCAAGAACAUUGAGCUAAUCAACAAUACGAAAAAUGCGCAUAAAUCAACGCUCGAGAUGCGCACAACAUUGAAGAGCAACAACAGCCAGAAGGAGCUGCAGCAGCAGCAGAUUGAAGAUGGAGCCACCACAUGGAUGACAACGCUGCUAAAUGGCCAUGCCACAGCCAAGACAAAGGACAACAAUUCGGACACGGAUUCGGCACUCUCAUCGGCACCGCCUUCGAUUAGUCCACAGCCGCCUUCAAGUGGCUCCGACAGCGGUGUCAUCUGGCAGACUCUGCAGGAUCUGGACAAACUGCAGAAGGAAGCGGAAAUGUAUCACAAGGAGAACGAACGUCUGCAAGCCGAAGUGCAGCUGAUGAAACAGGAGCUGGAGAGCGCCGAAAAGGCAGCCAUCAGCCACACGCAUAUCAAUGAGCUGAUGCAGCGCAUCAAGGAGCUUGAGGAGCAGCAAAUGCACAACAGCGACGAGUCCAACGAGCUGCGCGAACAGAAUGAACUUCUCGAGUUUCGCAUACUCGAACUAGAGGAUGAUAGCGAUAAGAUGGACGGCAGCACCUGCGAGGGUCACUGUCAGCGUUUGCAGCAUCUGCUGGAGGAAUCCGCACAGCACUUGGCGGACAGGGACAAACGCUGCUUGCAACAGUUGCUGCAAUGUGUCCAGCAAUUGGAUCUAGAUGCCAUGAUGCCGUCAGCCGAACAGACCAAAGCAGAUCAGCGUCUGCGGCACACACAGAGCCACCAGCGCAUUGUGGCCACCGUUCAGCCGUAUAGCAAUUGCUGUGCCCCGCCCAGUGCACCGCCAACGCCCAGCAAGCGAUCGUCGAUCGUCGCCUGGCAGAGCAGCAGCCUCAGCGAAAGCGGCGUCUUCGUCGAGUGCGAUCUGUCCACAUCCACCGCAGUCUACCAGCAUCCGCAUUUGCAGUACUACCAGGAGCGACUGGACCAACUGGAGCGCAAGCUACUGGUCUACGAGAGUGCCGGCGAGACGCAGGCACAGCACUAGUCCCAGCGACUGCAGCGAGAGGUGCUGCUGGAGAAGGAGGCGCGAGAGCUGAGCGAUCGAGUGCGACAGCUGGUGGAGGAGAACGCCCAGUUGGAGGAGGCCAAGUGUGAGUUCGAGGAGGCGGAGAACGACACGCGGUUGCAUUUGCAGCGCAACGAGGUGGAACUGGAGAUUACACGGCAGCGGAACGUGGAGCUAGAGUUCAGCAAGGACGCGUUGGGGGCCAAGUACAAGGACUGCCGCGCCGAGUGCCUGAUACUGAGAGAGGAUUUGGGUGCGGCGGAGACGCAAUUGGAGCAUCUGCACGAGGAGCGUCAGCGAACGAAGCGACAGUUGGAGGCACUGCGUCGAUCUCUGCCACUGCUGUUGAUCUGUCGCCUGUUGGCUCUGGCCAAAAUGGGCAACGACAUGUCCACCGAUAGUCCCAGUGCCCGGCUCUACUCCGGACAGUCCGGACAGUCUGCUGAUGCCGAUGCCGAGCCCGAGAACACACUCAGCCAGGGCGAGAGUCCACGGCACAGCUGUGACGCGCGGGAGGUGAGCUUCCUGCGGGAAGAGGUCAAGGAGCUGCGCAGCCAGCUAAAGGAUCUCGAUGCACGCCACUACGAGGCCAUGGAGUCGGCCGACUCGCACUGGGCCGAACAGGAGCAGGAGCACAAGGAGCGCGAGGAGGCGUUUCAGGCCAAGGAGGUGUCCCUCAAGCAGAAGAUUGCCAAGCUGCAGGACUGCCUGCGCGAGGAUUCGCGUGCGGCAGCGGAGAAGAUCCAGCAGCUGGAGGAGACCGAACUGGGCCUGAAGACCUGCCUGGUGCGGCUGACCAAAGAGCAUCGCGAUCUGCUCGAGGACAAUCGCGUGCUGCGCUCGCAAGUGGAGUGCCACAAGGCCCAGGAGCAGCUGGAGGCGGAGCAACAGAUGGCCGUGGCCCUGGACACCGAGAAGCGACGCAGCCAGGCGCUGAUCGAUGACCUCAGUUUCGCCAAGAAGCUGCAGGCGAGCACCGAGGCCGAGCAGGAGGCCGAAGCGCUGCGCAGCCAAAUGUACGAUCUGCGCAAGAGCUUCAUGCACAUCGAGGUCACCAAUGGGGAGCUCAAAGAGGAGGUGGGCACCCUGGAGAACAAGAUCCGGCAGAUGGAGUCGCAAUUGAAGGAGUCCGAGGAGCGAGCCCGCUGCCUGGAGGAUGAGCUGCGCACCAAGGAUGAGCUGUGCCAGCGCAUGGAGCGUGAAAUUGGUGUCUUCCCGGAGGGCUUUAGUCUCGCCCACGAGCUCUACGACAGUCCGGCCAAGCGGGCCAAACGCGAGGAGAUCAAGGAUUUGCAGUCCGCAAGCCUGCAACUCGGCUGUGUCCUGCGCGACGUUGAGCGGCAGAGCGAGGCAGAUAUUCCCACACACAAGGAGUUCCAGGUGAUAGCAUGCAGCGUGAAGCAGCUGGCGGACCAAAUACUCGCUGCCAAGCGUCCGUCCGAGGUGAGUACCAUGUAUUCCAGCAACUCCAAAGAGACGCUCACUGCAGCGGAUGAAGAAGCAGUGGCAGAAGGUGAUGUGCGCGGUGUGGGUGGAGCAGCUGUGGGUCAAUUGUCCAGCCCCAGGUCUGCCAAAUCGCUGGCAGCACUACGCAGAUAUCGACGUUUGCAUGCUGCUAAAUCGAGCAAGACCAAGGAUAGAUUAGAGCAGAUCAGCGAGGCUCUUGACAGUCCAUUGCUUCCAGCUGGCACGGAGCUUCUCGGCGAGCCACCAGUGUCCAUGGAGCUUCUCGGCGAGCCUCCUGUGUCCAUGGAGACUCUCGGCGAGUUUCCUGCCGCCGUGGCGACUCUCGGCGAGUUUCCUGCCGCCGUGGCGACUCUCAGCGAGGUUCCAGCACUCAACGAGGUUCCAGCACUCAACGAGGUUCCAGCACUCAGCGAGGUUCCAGCACUCAGCGAGGUUCCAGCACUUAACGAGGUUCCAGCACUCAGCGAGGUUCCAGCACUCAACGAGGUUCCAGCACUCAACGAGGUUCCAGCACUCAGCGAGGUUCCAGCACUCAACGAGGUUCCAGCACUCAACGAGGUUCCAGCACUUAACGAGGUUCCAGCACUCAGCGAGGUUCCAGCACUCAACGAGGUUCCAGCACUCAACGAGGUUCCAGCACUCAACGAGGUUCCUGGCCUAACCAUGGAAUCAUUCUUCGAAGUCGCUGAGGACAUGGAGCAGCCAGAGAUGGAGCAUGAGCAGCAACUCUUUUCGAGGCGACGCAAGCGGAACAUGCUCAAACUGUUCACCUAUAGCCGCAUCUAUCGCGGCCGAGUGCGCUACCGUGCGCUGCCGCGGAGUCUGUCGAGCAACAGCUUCUACUCGAUGACUUCCCUUCACACCGUCCACUCGGAUACAUCGAUGCUGUCCUUCCGUUCGCAGCAUGCGAGUUUGGAGGCAGUGCCAACUGCCACAGCGUACCACGUGUCCAUUGUCCAAACGGAGUCAAUGCCCACCAGCGUCCAGGCGGUGCAGACCGAGCUCGAGACCUCAGAGUGUUACACUCAAUGUGACCGUGUGGAUGUGGAGCAGCGUCUGCUGCUGUUGCCGGAGCGGACGCGCCGUUUUGUGGAGAUGCUGCAGUGCGAGGCGGAGGAUGUGCCACGCUUCAGGGCCAGUCUGCUGCAAUUGUGGGAGAGCAGCGAGUCCUUUCGCGAAAACAUCGAACUGGUGCAGGAUCUGUACUGGGCAGAGCUGCCGCCGCCCGUGGAAAGCUUGGAGGUAUUUGCCAGUGCGAUGGGAGCUGUGCGCGACUUGGCUGCCACCAUGCAGCCGAAGUCUUCAUUUACGCUGAAAAAGAUCGAGCAGCGUUUCAACGAACGCGUGCUGCACUUGCACAGCGAGAUGGCGAAGAAAACCGAGCCGGAAAAUCCGGUCAAGGCGAUGCAGCAAAUGGGUCUGGUCUUCACACAUGUUCCACGACCAAAUCCAUUAUUCGAGCUAUUGGGUAUAGCUUGUAAUCCGCCAAUUCUUGCCAAUAUAUGA
Molecule: messenger RNA, 6013 nt
Organism: Drosophila obscura
Lineage: Eukaryota; Metazoa; Arthropoda; Insecta; Diptera; Drosophilidae
Gene: Pif1A
Product: myosin-13
Exons: 12
Source: RefSeq, a predicted model, not a curated record